AUGGCGAGCCCCGGCCCAGGUUCGCGGUGCCCGCUGCUGGAGCAGCGAGCUCGGUGGGAGCGGAAACGAGCGUGCACCGCCCGGGAGCUGCUGGAGACCGAGCGGCGCUACCUGGAACAACUGGAGCUGGUGGCUACGUACUUCUUGGGGAUCCUGAAAGCCAAGGGGACCCUGCGACCUCCAGAGCGCCAGUCUCUGUUUGGGUGCUGGGAGCUCAUUUAUGGCGCCAGCCAAGAGCUGCUUCCCUACCUGGAAGGAGGACACUGGGGACGGGGCCUGGAAGGCUUCUGCACCCACCUGGAGCUCUAUGUCCAAUUCGCUGCCAAUGCAGAGAGGUCCCAGACCACCCUACAGGAGCAGCUGAAGAAAAACAAACGUUUUCGGAAAUUUGUGAGACUGCAGGAAGGCCGCCCACAGUUUGGAGGCCUUCAGCUACAGGACCUGCUGCCUCUGCCUCUGCAACGGCUCCAGCAGUAUGAGAAUCUCGUCGUUGCUUUGGCUGAAAACACAGUUCCCAACAGCCCUGACCACCAACAGCUCACACGGGCUGCUCGGCUGAUAAGUGAGACUGCCCAGAGAGUCCACACCAUUGGCCAGGAACAGAAGAAUGACCAGCACCUACGGCGUAUCCAGGCUUUGCUCAGUGGACGCCAGGCAAAGGGGCUCACCUCAGGACGCUGGUUCCUGCACCAGGGCUGGUUGUUGGUGGUGCCUCCCACAGGGGAGCCCCGGCCACGCAUGUUUUUCCUCUUCUCUGAUGUGCUUCUCAUGGCCAAGCCCCGACCCGCCCUGCACCUGCUGAAGAGUGGCACCUUUGCCUGCAGGGCCCUGUACCCCAUGGCUCAGUGUCAACUCUGCAGGGUCUUUGGCCACUCAGGAGGUCCUUGUGGCGGACUGCUCAGUCUGUCCUUCCCCAAUGAGAAGCUACUGCUUAUGUCCACAGACCAGAAGGAGCUGUCCCACUGGUACCAGAGUCUGGCUCUGGCUAUCAGCAGCCAGAAGAACUAAAAGAAGCUACAAAUUCCAAAAUUCAGGACACUUCAGGGAUAGGUCAGAGCCAAGAGUACAAAUGGGUCUUCGAACAAAGUGAGAAUUUCUCAUGACCUUUCCUAGUUUCAGAAGAUCAUUUUUGUUUGCCAAGCUUCUCUGAGUCAUCACACCAACUCUUAAGAAUUAGGAAAUCAGCCAGGUGUGAUGGCACACACCUUUAAUCCUAGUAAUCGAGAGGCUGAGACAAGAGGAUCACUGAGUUCAAGGCCAGCCUGGGCUACAUAAGGGAGUUCAAAGCUAACCAGCACUACAUAGUAACACCCCCAAAAAAACAAAAGAAAGAAUUAGGAAAUCAAUUGUGAUCCAACUGAACAUAAGCUGAACCAGCCUCUCCAACAUAGGAGCUUUGGGACUGAUAAGCUCAUGCUAUCUAUGGCCAGCUGUUUAUGAAGACUGCAAUUUUGAAAAUGUGACUAUUUUUAUGUGGUGGUGUAAUUUAUUUUCCCCUGGAUUUUAAUAAAAUAAUCUUUCUGUCUGA
Molecule: messenger RNA, 1528 nt
Organism: Cavia porcellus (domestic guinea pig)
Lineage: Eukaryota; Metazoa; Chordata; Mammalia; Rodentia; Caviidae
Gene: Arhgef39
Product: Rho guanine nucleotide exchange factor 39
Exons: 9
Coding region: 1-1008 (335 amino acids)
Biological process (GO): positive regulation of cell migration
Cellular component (GO): plasma membrane
Molecular function (GO): guanyl-nucleotide exchange factor activity
Source: RefSeq, a predicted model, not a curated record